AUGAACGCUCCGAUUUUCACCGCUUUACCUCCGGCUGAAUUCGCCGGUGCGGACCAGCAGCAGGGGCCGGACCUGAGGGCGGGUAACAGAGCAGUCCUCGGUGGCCAGCUGAGGGAGGUCCAGGUCACCGGGGUGGCGGAGGUUUCGUGCCCGGCCGACCGAGCGUCGGUGCGGGUCAGUGUGAGCAGCACCAAGGAGUCCGUGAACGAGGCGACUGACAGCGUCACACGACGCCUCGAUUACAUUCUACAGGCUCUCAGACAACAUGGUGUGAAGGAUGCAGACUCAUCAGUGAGGAGGUUUCUACGUCGAGACGCUGACGUGUACAUCAUGGAUGCAGAGGUUGUGGUGACUUUCUCAGAUUUUCAGAAGAUGGAACAGAUUUGUGGCGUCCUGCUUGAAAAGCUGGAUAAGAGCGUCUGCGUGGGGGCACCUCGCUUCCACCACAGCCCCGGAUGUUUGGAUCAAACGAGGCAGAGAGCGUGUGUAUCAGCAGUCGAGAAUGCUCAACAGAAGGCCACCAGAAUCAGUCAGCUCCUGGGGGAACGCCUGGGAUCUCCCCUGCUGGUCAGAGAGGAGGGAACCAAGGAGUGGAGGAAUGAUGAUGAUGAUGAGGAGGAUGGAGGCAGGGAGCAGAGGUCAGCUCCUCACUUUCCCCACAUACCUAAAAUCACCGUCUCUUCCCACGUCUCCGUCUCCUUCAGCUUCACAGACAAAAGCAGAAAACUCUGA
Messenger RNA from Nematolebias whitei (Rio pearlfish), 732 nucleotides. It is a transcript of the gene irak1bp1, whose product is annotated as interleukin-1 receptor-associated kinase 1 binding protein 1. The record is from RefSeq and is a predicted model, not a curated record. The coding region runs from base 1 to 732 and encodes 243 amino acids. NCBI's taxonomy places the organism in Eukaryota, Metazoa, Chordata, Actinopteri, Cyprinodontiformes, Rivulidae. Gene Ontology annotation, biological process: canonical NF-kappaB signal transduction; immune response. The transcript has 4 exons.